AGGAAUUAGGUACCCCAGUUCCAUUGGUCAGAAAAUUAAAAUAAUGUCAAAAAAAAUGUAUUCCGUUUGUUCAGCUUUGAUGUUACAAUGCCACUGGCAAAUCAUUAAAUUAGUUACAGCUUGAAUACUAUUCUAUGUUUUUGAAACCAAAAAAUCCCAUGGAAUUAAAAUAAAACUUUAUCAGGAAAUGCAGUUCACAGUAUAGACUCAGAGUGUCACUAUAGGACAAGAGGAGUCUUGGAUCAGCCCUCUAUUCUUCUGCAGCUGUAUCCCGCCAGUUGACUAGAAAAGAUGCAGGAGAAAGCUUUAUUCUAAAAGGUGUUCCGGAAAAAACAUUUUACUUCAUGAAUCAACUCAUUAAGACCAUUCUUUUCUCCAAUAUUAUUGAUAAACAGUGUGAAAUUGGAAGCUAUUACUCUAGGAAGGAAAAACAAACAAGAAAGACAGUAAUGGAAGCAAGCUACAUAAAGGGAAUACAGGAGUUCAAUUUGAGGCAAGUACUUUUUCUGUUCAUAUUCUGGGAUUUGGUCGAUUGGGUGAUACCUGAGCAGGUUCAGUACUCACUUUCAGAGGAAAUGGAAAAAAAUUCCUUUGUGGGGAACCUUGCUAAAGAUUUAGAAUUGGAUGUUGAACAGUUACCAAAAUGCAAACUUGCUGUCUCUUCAGAAAAACAAUAUUUUGCUUUCAAUGAGCAAAGUGGUGAUCUAUAUGUGAAUGACAGAAUAGACCGGGAAAAAAUCUGUGGAAACUCACCUAUUUGUAUGCUGCAGUUAGAAGUUGUUGCACAUAAUCCUUUAAAUAUUUUCCACAUAAAAGUUUUCAUCCUAGAUAUUAAUGAUAAUGCCCCAUAUUUCCGAAAGAAAAAUAUCAUUCUCAAUUUGAGUGAGUCUCAUUUUCCAGAAGCUCGAUUUGCUCUAGGAAAUGCUGAAGAUGAGGACAUUGGAAUCAACGCCCUUCAAGAUUAUCAUUUGAGCUCAACCCCGUAUUUCAAGCUAGAAGUUCAAGAAAGCAAAGAUGGUGGCAAAUUUGCAGAAUUAAUUUUGCAAAAGCCAUUGGACAGGGAGAAAGAGCACACACACCACUUGAUUCUUACAGCUUCAGAUGGAGGACAGCCAGUGAAAACUGGGACUCUUAACAUAGAAGUCAAUGUUAUUGAUAUAAAUGAUAAUCCACCAGUCUUCUCCCAGGCAACUUACAAAACAAGUCUGAAAGAGAAUACACCAAGAGGGACUUCUGUGCUUCAAGUGAAAGCAUCUGAUAGUGAUGAAGGGUCAAAUGCUGAGAUAUCUUAUAUUUUCUGGGAAAAUCCAGAAAAUGUGAAUCAGAAAUUUAUUUUGGAUCCCACUGAUGGAACAAUUUCUCUUAAGGAAAGUGUUGAUUUUGAAGACAGAGGAAGCUAUGUGAUGAUAAUACGGGCAAAUGAUGGAGGUGGGCUAGUUGCACAUUGCAAUGUAGAGAUUGAGGUUCUUGAUGAGAAUGACAAUGCUCCAGAAGUAAUUAUUACAUCUCUAUCCAGCCCCAUUCUUGAAGAUAUUCUACCUGGAGCAGUGGUUGCCCUCAUCAAAGUCCAUGACAGAGAUUCUGGACUUAAUGGGGAAGUCACCUGUUACCUAAGGGAAACUGUACCUUUCCAGGUGGUCUCAUCAUCAGAUAACUACUUUAAACUCCUCACAGAUGGCCUCCUUGACAGAGAAAAAACACCAGUGUAUAACUUAACAAUUACAGCCACAGACCAAGGCAUACCUCCUCUUUCAAAAGAUAAAACCAUCUCAGUACCAAUUUCAGAUAUCAAUGAUAACCCUCCAGCAUUUGAAAAACCUUCCUAUGUUGCCUACAUUCCUGAGAACAACCCAUCCGGAAUGUCUAUUUUCCAGGUUAAGGCUUUUGACCCAGAUCUGGAUCGUAACGCCCAAAUCACCUAUUCCAUUCUUAACAGCAACGUCAAGGACCUACCUCUCUCCUCCUAUAUUUCCAUUAACUCUGAGACUGGAACUCUCUAUGCUCAACGAUCUUUUGACUAUGAGCAGCUCAAAGAUUUCCAUCUGCAAGUGCAAGCCCAGGACGAAGGCUCUCCAUCUCUCAAUAACAGUGUCACAGUCAAAGUGUGUGUACUGGAUCAGAAUGAUAAUACUCCCCAGAUCCUUUACCCUUCCCAAACAACUCAGGGUUCAUCAUUGUUUGAGAUGGUGCCUCGCUCAGCUGAUUUGGGUUAUUUGGUGACAAAAGUCGUGGCUGUGGAUGCUGACUCUGGACACAAUGCCUGGCUCUCUUUUCAUCUCCUGCAGGCCACAGAGCCCUCACUCUUCAUCAUUGGCUCCCACACGGGAGAGAUCCAAACAGCUCGAGCUGUACUUGAGAGAGACAUUACCAAGCAGAGGCUGGUCAUCAUGGUGAGGGAUAAUGGACAGCCACCUCUCUCGGCCACCAUUAGUCUCAACCUGGUCUUUGCUCAGAACUUCCAGGAGGCUCUUCCUGAAAUGAAUGCCCAACCAAAUAACUCAGAGGAUCAGUCAAAGCUCCAGUUUUACUUGGUUCUGACUUUGACUUUGGUAUCCUUUCUGUUCCUGCUGGCAGUGAUUUUGGCCAUUAUUAUGAAACUUCAAGGGUCAAGGAACCCCACUUUUUUUCAGUGCCUCAUUCCUGAUUCUCAUUCAAAGAAUGGUACUGUAUUUCCUCCAAAUUAUGAAGAUGGGACUUUGCCUUAUUCUUAUCAGAUUUGUUUAUCCACUGAGUCCAGGAGAAAUGAACUGACUUUUCUGCAGCCCAAUGUCCAAAUAGUGGAGAAUAUUCUUUGCGAGGAUAAACCUGAUACCUCUUUUAUGGUCAGUGAAGGUAACAUUUUUGAUUCUGGAAAAGGCAUGGUUGUUAAAGGCGCUGUAAAACAUUUCCUCUUCUCUCACCCAUUUGCUGGAUCAUAUAUCCUAACAUUACUCAUUGGGGAACCAAUUUGAUUGAUUGUACAUCAAGUCUUAGUAGCCACCUAGAUAAACUUCCUCCAUGACAAUCUGACCUUAACAUAGUCUUUCAGGUCUUCUAAUGUCACCACUGUAUCUUGACUGUAUCUCAAUACCACUGCAUAUUGACUGUAUCUGAGUCCACUUAUCUUACUGCUGGUUGUUCUCUUCUCUUCUUUCCAUCCUGUUUUCACACAGCAAUAGAGUUUUCUCUGGAGAGUUAGGUCUUUUUAUAAUAUGUCCAAAGUUGGAUAAUUUGAGACUCAUCAUUUGUACCUCUCAUUAAAAACUCUGGGGUGAUUGGACCAAUUUAGUAAGAGUAAAUAAAAGACCUUUGCACUUUGCACAAAUGAUUAAGAGAAUUUCUGUACCCAUUCCAUAUCUAAAUUAUUUAUCAGAGUUCUACUGUUGCUCUAAAAUAUCAAAAUUGAGUGGGAGGCUAUCUGCUGUAAUCAUAGUAAUAAGGCUGGAAAGGAUGCAUCAUGAAAAGAUAAAACCAUUUUAUUUGUUCUUGGGUUUUAUUUGUUCUCUGUCCAAACCAUAAAUUCCAGAAUUUUUAAAGACGAAUCUAUACCUGAGUUUGCAGGUUUUUGGUUAUCAACAAGAGCAAAUUCUUCAGCAUGAUUUCCAUUAGUUUCAAUUUUUUUUACUAAAAUAUGGGAAUAAUGUCUAAGGAUGAGUCACAAUAUAUACAGAUGGUCCUUGAUUUAUGGAACAAUUGGGACCAGAAUCUCAGUCAUUGAGCAAAAUGAUCAUUAAGCAAGAUUUCCAUGUAACUGCUUCAUUCAACAAUUGCAAUCCCAGCACUUGUGGUUGCAAUCUCAUGGGACAUUAAACAGACACUGUCCCAGGUAAGAAGUGCAGGGUACUUUAGGGGGAGUGGGAGACCAUGGGAAGUCUGCUCAGGAGCUUAAAAUAAUCCAUACUAAAAUCCAAGCAGAAUUUUCAGCACCUGGGUGGAGAGACACCAGUGCAUGGCCUGUGCCAGGUCUGCCAUAACCUCUCCUACCUACUUGAGGCACCCCACACGUCUUACCUUAACAUGUUGCCUUUACACUUUCUGCUUGGAUUUUGGCUCCCUCUUGUUUCUGGAUGGCAAACUCUGGCUAAAAGAGCUGCCUGCUGAAGGAGUUCUGCUUUCCACCAUGCAUAAGAGAGAACUCUGGCAGCAUGCAGGUACAGAGAUUUGAGCUUUGUUUCUUCACCCCGCCAAAGGACUCCAGCUCCCCUAUAUGUGAAAGUCUUCAGGAUUUGAUCUCCAAUUCUACACCCUAUCAAAGGACUCCAUUUCUACACCCUGUCAAAGGGCUUCAUGUGGCAGGUAGCUCUUUCAGCAAACCACCAGAUAUAUGAGUGAGUCCUCUCAGCAAGUGGCAGCAGCUUGUAACCAUCUCUGCUGGCUCCCCCAUUGACUUUCUAGGGAAGCUAGCAGAAAAGAUUGCAAAUGGUCAGCACAUUAUCAUGGGCAACUGGUGGUAAGUACAGUCAGGUCGUCAAGCAUCCAGAUUGUGUUCAUGUGACUGCAGGAGUAAUGGUGCAACAUUUUGUGAUGACUGGAAGUGCUUUACAAGCCAUUUUAAAAUAUAGGUGAUGACUUAGCAACUUUUUCAUUCCUGUAAUCAUUAAUAGAUUAGUGGACUAUUUGAACAUGAGUGUAAUUUUCCUGCAAGUAUUUCAACUAGAUAAUCAAAUAAUUUCUUCUGGACCACUUUGGU
Messenger RNA from Ahaetulla prasina, 4669 nucleotides. RefSeq names its product protocadherin gamma-B5-like. Bases 345 to 2951 code for a protein of 868 amino acids. Lineage: Eukaryota; Metazoa; Chordata; Lepidosauria; Squamata; Colubridae. Gene Ontology annotation, cellular component: plasma membrane. The record is from RefSeq and is a predicted model, not a curated record. The transcript has 2 exons. Gene Ontology annotation, biological process: homophilic cell-cell adhesion. Gene Ontology annotation, molecular function: calcium ion binding.